UCCAAAUGUCGAUAGGUUUCUCUGUUUAUUAUUUGUUGCACUGAGGUAUUUUCUCAAGCUGAUAUUUUCCACAAUUUUCUCACAAUGUCCAAGCGAUGCUGUGCCAGUACCUGUUUCAAUUCACAAGUGAAUGAUAAAUCAGGCAAAAUUUCCUACUUUGGCGUCCCCAAAUACGAGGAAUAUGCCACUAAAUGGUUAACAGCAGCCGGAAGGGAGGAUUUGCUGUCCAAACCUCUGCUGAAGCUGGUCAAAUACUUCAUCUGCUCAGAUCACUUUGAGGCAGACUGCUUCCUUCCCGGAUCCAAAAGAUCAGUCCUGAAGAAGCAAAUGCACCCCUUGGAGAUCCCUGUUCCCACAAUCUUCAAAUCAAAUAUAGAUAAAUUUGUCCCAAAAGGUCUUCUCACAAAUCCCCAGGAUGAAUCCUUCCAGGAUCAGCCCAGCACGCCGAGUGACUCAAAAGCCACCAACUCGCCGCCCAAAAUAAAAAUUCUCAAUCAAACAAUAUUCAGGACUGAUGUAACUUACGACGAACUGGAACCAAUCGAAGCGUCUGACUUCGAAAUCCUGGAGGAAUGUUUGGAAACAAAUGAAGAUGAAGAUCCUGAGACUGGCAGACAAGCCUAUUUUGCCAAUCUCUGUCGCCUGUGCAGCCAAAAGGUGGAUCCCAAUGAGAAUUUCAGGCUAGUUCCGAUUUUCAAAAGGAAAGACAUCGUGGAUAUGCUCAAUGUUAUCUUGCCGAAUGUGAUCCAGGAGGAUGAUGGAUGGCCACAGGAUAUUUGUGACUUGUGUUUAGAAAAAGUUAAAUUAUGCUACAGCCUUGUAAGCUCCUUCAUUGAGGCUCAGGACAAUUUUCUCAACGUCAGUUGAAAAGUCUUCGAGGAUUUUGCCGGAAAGGGGAUGAUCUCAGAGGGUAAUGUACACUUCCUGACCAUUUUUUCAUUAAUCCUUCAUUUGAACUAUUAAAUCAUUUUACA
Messenger RNA from Phlebotomus papatasi, 974 nucleotides. RefSeq lists its product as uncharacterized. Bases 85 to 867 code for a protein of 260 amino acids. The transcript has 4 exons. Gene Ontology annotation, cellular component: nucleus. The record is from RefSeq and is a predicted model, not a curated record. NCBI's taxonomy places the organism in Eukaryota, Metazoa, Arthropoda, Insecta, Diptera, Psychodidae. Gene Ontology annotation, molecular function: sequence-specific DNA binding; zinc ion binding.